Artibeus jamaicensis (Jamaican fruit-eating bat) is the source of this 4888-nucleotide messenger RNA. RefSeq names its product nuclear factor of activated T cells 1 (gene NFATC1). Gene Ontology annotation, biological process: cytokine production; calcineurin-NFAT signaling cascade; regulation of transcription by RNA polymerase II. Gene Ontology annotation, cellular component: transcription regulator complex. Lineage: Eukaryota; Metazoa; Chordata; Mammalia; Chiroptera; Phyllostomidae. The transcript is spliced from 10 exons. The record is from RefSeq and is a predicted model, not a curated record. Bases 320 to 3142 code for a protein of 940 amino acids. Gene Ontology annotation, molecular function: RNA polymerase II cis-regulatory region sequence-specific DNA binding; transcription factor binding; DNA-binding transcription factor activity, RNA polymerase II-specific.
AGCUUUAAAAAGGCAGCAGGCAGAGCGCGGCCCUGCGUCAGAGCGAGACUUUGAGUCGCCCGAGUCUCCGCGAGGGACCCGCUGCCGGCGUGGGCGCACGCCUCCGACCCCGCCGCCACCCCCCCCGCCCCCGCCACCCCACUCGGGUCCGGCCGCAGCCGUCCCGCCACGCGCGCGCACACGCUCCUCGAUGACAUUUCUCCGGGGAGCGAGACGCUGAGCCCGGGCAGCGCACGUCCGCUGGGGAGUCUGCCACCCCGGAGCCCGACCCCGGCGGUGCCCGCUCCUCCUCCUGCUCCGCGCCGCCGCGGCCGCGUGGAUGCCAAGUACCAGUUUUCCAGCCCCUUCCAAGUUUCCACUCGGCGCUCCGGCUGCAGUCUGCGGGAGAGAAGAAACUUUGUGGCCCGCGCCGCCCGCCGGCGGCACCAUGAAGUCGGCGGAGGAAGAGCACUACAGCUACGGGACCUCCACAGUCGGCCCGGGCCUGCCCCUGCCCACCACGCACCCCGCCCUGCCCGGCCCCUGCCAUGACCUGCAGACGUCAGCCCCGGGCAUCUCGGCCGCCGCGGGCCACCCCUCGGGGUACGGAGCCCUGGUGGACGGUGGGCCCUCGGGCUACUUCCUGCCGUCCGGCCACGUCCGGCCCAACGGCGCCCCGGCCCUGGAGGGCCCCCGCAUCGAGAUCACGUCCUACCUGGGGCUGCACCACAGCAGCAGCCAGUUCUUCCAGGACGUGGACGAGGACGUGCUGCCCGGCCCCAAGCGGCCGCCGCCCACGGCCACCCUGAGCCUGCCGCACCUGGAGGCCUACCGAGACCCCUCCUGCCUGAGCCCGGCCAGCAGCCUGUCCUCCCGCAGCUGCAACUCCGAGGCCUCGUCCUACGAGUCCAGCUACUCCUACCCCUACGCGUCCCCGCAGACGUCCCCCUGGCAGUCCCCCUGCGUGUCCCCCAAGACCACGGACCCCGAGGAGGGCUUCCCCCGCGGCCUCGGGGCCUGCAGCCUGCUGGGCUCCCCGCGCCACUCGCCGUCCACCUCGCCCCGCACGAGCGUCACCGAGGAGAGCUGGCUGGGCGCCCGCGGCUCCCGGCCCUCGUCCCCCAGCAACAAGAGGAAGUACGGCCUCAACGGGCGGCAGCUGUCCUGCUCCCCGCACCACUCGCCCACGCCGUCCCCGCACGGAUCGCCGCGCGUCAGCGUCACGGAGGACACCUGGCUGGGCAACACCACGCAGUACACCAGCUCCGCCAUCGUGGCCGCCAUCAACGCCCUGAGCACCGACGGCAGCCUGGACCUGGGAGACGGCGUCCCCAUGAAGGCCCGCAAGACGGCCCUGGACCACUCGCCCUCGGUGGCCCUCAAGGUGGAGCCGGCGGGCGAGGACCUGGGGACCACGCCGCCCUCGUCCGACUUCCCGCCGGAGGAGUUCCCCCCCUUCCAGCACAUCCGCAAGGGCGCCUUCUGCGACCAGUACCUGUCGGUGCCGCAGCCCCCGUACCAGUGGGCCCGGCCCAGGUCCCCCACGUCCUACGCCAGCCCAACUCUCCCCGCCCUCGACUGGCAGCUGCCGUCGCGCUCGGGACCCUACGAGCUGAGGAUGGAGGUGCAGCCCAAGUCCCACCACCGAGCCCACUACGAGACCGAGGGCAGCCGGGGCGCCGUGAAGGCGUCGGCGGGGGGCCACCCCAGCGUGCAGCUCCACGGCUACCUGGAGAACGAGCCCCUCACGCUGCAGCUGUUCAUCGGGACGGCGGACGACCGGCUGCUGCGGCCGCACGCCUUCUACCAGGUCCACCGCAUCACGGGGAAGACGGUGUCCACCACCAGCCACGAGGCCGUCCUGUCCAACACCAAGGUCCUGGAGAUCCCGCUGCUGCCGGAGAAUAACAUGCGCGCCAGCAUCGACUGCGCCGGGAUCCUGAAGCUCCGGAACUCGGACAUCGAGCUGCGCAAGGGGGAGACGGACAUCGGCAGGAAGAACACGCGAGUGAGGCUGGUGUUCCGGGUCCACAUCCCACAGCCCGGCGGCCGCACGCUGUCACUGCAGGUGGCCUCCAACCCUAUCGAGUGCUCCCAGCGGUCGGCCCAGGAGCUGCCCCUGGUGGAGAAGCAGAGCGUGGCCAGCUGCCCGGUGCUGGGCGGGAAGAGGAUGGUCCUGUCCGGCCACAACUUCCUGCAGGACUCCAAAGUCGUCUUCGUGGAGAAAGCGCCAGACGGCCACCACAUCUGGGAGAUGGAGGCGAAGACCGACCGGGACCUGUGCAAGCCGAACUCGCUGGUGGUCGAGAUCCCGCCGUUUCGCAACCAGAGGGUGGCCAGCCCCGUGCAAGUCAGCUUCUAUGUGUGCAACGGGAAGAGGAAGCGGAGCCAGUACCAGCCCUUCACCUACCUGCCUGCCAACGUUCCAGUCAUAAAAGCAGAGCCCACCGAUGACUACGAGCCGGCCCUGACCUGUGGACCCCUGAGCCAGGGCCUGAGUCCACUCCCGAAGCCGUGCUACAGCCAGCAGCUGGCCCUGCCUCCCGACCCGGGGUCUUGCCUCGUGGCGGGCUUCCCGCCCUGUCCCCAGAGAAGUGCCCUGAUGUCACCGCCGCCCAGUGCCAGCCCGAAGCUUCACGACCUGUCCUCUGCCACCUACAGCAAGGGCAUGGCCAGCCCCAGCCACGGUCCCCUUGGACUGCAGCGGCCAGCCGGAGGGGUCCUCACCAGCCCGGAGGCGCCGAGGCCUGUGGGCGUGCACCCCGGCUCUCCCCAGCCACCGCCUGCCACCCUGCUGCAGCCACAGGUGAGUGCACAGCUGAGCAGCAGCCGUCCCCCGGGUGGCCGGCCAGCACUCUGUCCCCACAGCCCCUCGUCUGCACCGCCGCCCGGUGCCCAAGAGCCGACCUGCCUGCAGCCCUGCAGCCCAGCCCGCCCACCUGGCAUGGGCCACCAGCAGCACCAGCCGCCGAAGGUUCCGGAAGCAGAGUCUGCAGCCGCCAGGCCUCUGCCGCUGCCCGAGGUGCGUGAGGACAGUAAUCAGGGUCUGGCCCCCACUCCCGUGUUGGUCAAGCGAGAGCCUCAAGAAUUGGACCAGCUGUACCUGGACGAUGUAAAUGAAAUAAUACGAAACGACCUCUCCAGCACCAACACCCACUCAUAAUUGGCAAGGUCAGAACUCGCUCAGGAGCUGCAUGGCGUCAACUCAGCAAGUGACAGUGGACAUUCAACAUGCAGACUUCUGACUGAAUAAACUGAACACACGUGGUACCACUCAGAACUCCUGACUUACCGAAGAUUUUUUACACAUACAAAGAAGUAGCUCUUCAACAGGAAGGAAGGAUGGAAGGGAGGAAGGAUGGAAGGACGGACCACUUCAUCUUCUGAAGGAAAAGUCAUCUCAAGAAGAAAAUAAAAGGGUGCAGUAGGGUGAGUGCAGGAGACAGAGCCGCCAAGGGCACGACCCCGCCGGCAGCCUGCGCCACUGCACCCUGGGGCACCCUGGGUUUCAGGGCUGGAAGUGCCUUAUUUAACCCAACCACGGCAUCAGGGCAUCGUAGAAUUAAGCAUUAAACUCGCUACCAGGAAAGUAUUUGUAGGAGCAAAGCUAUAAAAACAUUAUAUCGUGAGGCUUUGUCAAACUUUGUAUAAAUUAAGAGAAUACUGGCAAGCUAGGCGUUGGGAGGAAAACCUAACACAUUUCCUACUUUUUUCCAACUUUUCCUGGGUGGCCGUAAUAUACAAUUUUGUUGCCUAAUUCGGCGCAUUUUAGAAAUCUUCCAGUUUGUCAUCUCAGCUCUCUGGUGUCUUUCUCUCCCCUGGGUCACUAGAACCAUAGGACUGUUCAUUGUAGCAUGCUAGGGUUUUGUUUUUUAAUCUGGCUUUGGACAUAGCACAGGUAGGAUGAAUAGCACAAGAUAGGUUACUGGACAAGAAAAGAAAUCUGUUCGUCACAGGACAGAUGUUGCAUUUGCAUGUAUGUACAUAUAUAGACACAUAUUUAUGUAUAAAUAAUAAAUAACAGGUGGUCUUUGGUCUUUGCCCAGCACGGGCUUCCGAGCCAGCAACGACCAGCAUCCAUUUGAGGAGGCGCAUCUGAGGUGACUUCCACGGGGGCGCGGCGCCCCCGGCCGGUGCGGUUUUCUCAUCUCGUGCAGAUAACCGAGCACUUUACAAGCGGGAGGAAGUGCGUUCAGAACACCCCGUGUUACCAGAUGGUGAAAUUGGAAAGUAACUGUAAAUAACAUGACAAAGGGAGUGUAAUAUAUUUGUUCAGCUAUAAGAUUAUUAUUUCACAGAAGCCUUAUAACUCUGCUUCAUGUAAGAAAACGAUUACCAAAAAACAAAGUUUUAACAUGCGGCAACUGUAGUAGGUUUCAGAUUAGUUCCUGUUAACAGAUAGGGUAGUGUAGGCUUUACUACUGCAUUUUGUACAAUUAACAGCUUAUUACACAUAACCAAAAAAAGCAUGGUUGAAUUGAAACACAUGUAACCCGAUCCUUGUGCCUUAGGAAGUCACGCCCCCUCCUGGAGCCAGCCUGAACUGCAGCCACGGGUGCAGGUCCUUGGGUGAGAGAGCUCGCCCACUGGAAGAAUUAUUUUAAAAAUGUUCUUCUGUGUGAUUAUGUCUCACUUUUUUAAACCACAGAAAAGAAACAAAAACCUGAAAGCCAUAUUGUCACAUUUGCACACACCUGUGAAGAGCGGAAGCUGUAUGGCUGCAUACACACAGUCCUCCCCGCGGGCGUCCCUCCUGCUUGUAACCCCAGCACCUGCGGUGCAUUUCUCGUUCUAGACUUGCAUGAAACAUUUCUGAUGGAUGUCCCGUGGGAAGGGAAUGUUUGACAUUUGUGUCAGCUCUCUUUGUAGUUAGGAAAUAGAUGCAAUAAAGCAGUACUUGCUUGCCGGA